UGUAUAACAUGUCCGAUUUACCGUGAGUUUCUGAGACCAUCUGUUGUGUCAAACACAAUGACUGGGAUGACAUGUUUUAUACAUACAUUUUGGUCUCAGAAACCAACGGUUAGUAAGCGUCAUUCACGAUAAGUGAGUGCGGGGAUAAACCCGUGUAAUCGAGAGCAGUAAGGUUAUGCAUCUGUUUGUGAGAACAAAUCGGAUGGCUUGGUUGUGUUGGUCUAGUUUUCUUCUAUAUUUAGUGGAAUUUUAUUUUUUAUUUAUAAUAUUUGUGGUAAUAACUGAAAAACUGAUUAUAAAAAACUGCACUUAAAGAUUAACGGACAAUGGCAGUUACAUGGUGCGUAGUUUUACUUGGAGUAUUAUUAAGUAUUGAAGCAAAACCAUCAUGUAAAUUCGAAGAUGACAGUUCAAGACAUUUGGAAUGUUCGCCUGGUGAUAGUGAUUAUAUUUUGGAUAAAGGUCUUGUAUCUGAUAAGGCUCGAAUUGUUAUUAUAACACUUCGCAGUUGCAAGAUAACAUCCUUGAACACUGAUUGCUUCGAAGGUCUGCCUAGAUUAGAAAGACUAGAUAUAUCCCACAAUAAACUAACAACUCUACCACUGGGUGUCCUCGAUAAAGUACCAAAAUUGACAUAUUUCAAUGCAUCUUAUAAUAUAAUCACAAAUUUACCAGUUGGAUUGUUUAAAAAUGUUCAAAAUCUGAUACAAUUGGAUUUAACUGGCAAUCAUUUGUAUGAAAUUAAUCCGGGAUUGUUUAAGAAAAUACCGACGAUUUUUCUUGCAAUGAAACAAGAUACAAUCACAAUGGGCUGGUGGUGGAUUUUAAUCGGAUUAAUUUCGUACGUGAAUGCUCAACCUUCUUGUAAAUUCUACGGUUCAUCAAAAACCAUAGCAUCAUGCAAGCCAGGAGACAGUGACUACGUUUUAGUAAGAGGACUAGUUUCGGACAACAACAGAACUACGAAGAUCAUUCUACGUGGCUGCAGAAUUACAGAUGUUGAUUAUGAAUCUUUCGAAAACUUACCAGCAUUGAAAUAUUUGGAUUUAUCUCAGAAUGCAAUAAGAUUCCUUAAAUUGGGUACUCUUGAUGAGGCUUUGGAAGUAACGCAUCUCAAUUUAUCGUACAAUAUGCUAAGUCAAUUUCCAUUAGGGCUAUUCGAUCAGAAAACAAAGUUGUUAACACUCGAUCUAACAGGAAAUAAGCUUGUUUCCUUUGAAUUAGGGAUUUUCGAUACAGUCCCGAAAUUAAAAUAUUUAUAUUUGUCUACCAACUCAUUUGUAGGUAAAGAUUUAAAUCCAUAUUUGUUUGAUCAAAAUCCGAAUCUCUCUAUUUUAGAUUUCUCCAGGAAUGAUAUGUCAGCAUCUCCAGAUAAUCUGUUACAUGCAUUAUAUAAUUUAGAAACUUUAAAUUUAGAUCGAACUUUUCUAACUGCGGUGCCGAAAUUUGCAACAGCGGCUAAUUUGAAAUCCUUGAAAAAUUUAAUAUUAUCAACAAAUCAAAUAAAAAGAAUAGAUAGUCCAACUGUAUUUAUUAAUUUAGAUAACUUAAAAGUUUUAGAUUUAUCACAGAAUAAUUUGGAAUUUAUACACGAAAAUACGUUUAAACCUUUAAGGAAUCUGGUUGGAAUUAUAUUAAGAAGUAAUAAACUAACGCAUUUACCUGAAAAUCUAUUUCAAAAUGUACCAAAAUUGAUAAACAUAGAAUUAUCUCAUAAUCAAUUGAAAACUGUUAGCAUUAAUAAUUUCAAAGGUACUUCAUUGAAGAAUUUAAAUUUAUCGGAUAAUAAAAUAAUAUUUUUGCCAGAAAAUUUCUGUUCGGAAUUACAAAAUAUAGAUAUAAUAUUAGCAAAGCUUUAUUUUCUACCAAAUCCUUGGGAAUGUGCUUGUAUGAAUGAGUUAAUUAAUGAAGUUAAAACAAUGAACAUUUUGUAUGAUGGAGGUGAUUUUGACGGAGCACAUCAAGUUUGUGUUGUAAAAGAUAAGUUUGUUUGUGACAGAACAUUAUAACCGUAAGGUGCCACUGAUGAAACACAAGUAAAAAAUAUUAUUGCCAUCCCAUUAGUUCUUUUUGCAAAAAACAAUAUUCUUAACGUGAGGGUUUUGUGAGGCACUUUACGGUUAAUACAUAAUUCUAUUGCUUACUAUCU
This is a messenger RNA of Papilio machaon (common yellow swallowtail), 2149 nucleotides long. RefSeq names its product leucine-rich repeat-containing protein 15. Gene Ontology annotation, molecular function: protein binding. The record is from RefSeq and is a predicted model, not a curated record. Bases 327 to 2009 code for a protein of 560 amino acids. Lineage: Eukaryota; Metazoa; Arthropoda; Insecta; Lepidoptera; Papilionidae. The transcript has 4 exons.